Anopheles funestus (African malaria mosquito) is the source of this 1425-nucleotide messenger RNA. Its product is annotated as inactive hydroxysteroid dehydrogenase-like protein 1. Gene Ontology annotation, cellular component: endoplasmic reticulum. The record is from RefSeq and is a predicted model, not a curated record. The transcript is spliced from 4 exons. Gene Ontology annotation, molecular function: oxidoreductase activity. Bases 334 to 1287 code for a protein of 317 amino acids. NCBI's taxonomy places the organism in Eukaryota, Metazoa, Arthropoda, Insecta, Diptera, Culicidae.
AUGAUUAUUUUAACGUUCUAACAGACGUUAACAAACACUACCACUAACACUAACGAACACUACCAUGCAUAACAUAAACUUGAUAACGCUGCCAUACGCAGCAAAUUCCCUAAAACCGGAUUUCUACUGCUUAGCCGCACAGUACGCGGCGCGCACAGUGCGUCAUCAUUAACGAAGGCAACGAAUCGUGUAGAAGACGAAACCGAUAAACGUUUAGGCGAACAUUAGCCGGUCCAUCCAUUGCGUCAGCAUCGCAUAUGCAUGCCAGAAUCCUAAAUCAUCAUCAGUUGUGUUUUGAAUCGCGAGUAGCUUGGUUACGGUAUUUGCUGCGGAAUGGUACUACAACAGCUGAUCACAGUCGUCGGGGUGUACAGUACAAUCUGCUGGCUGUAUGACAAUCUGCGUACACCGCUGUUGCUACUGUUCGGAAGUUUCAAAAAGUUGUUUUUGGGUGGCCAACAAUCGUUGUCCAAAACUUACGGACCAUGGGCAGUAAUUACGGGUAGCUCGGACGGAAUCGGGAAAGGUUAUGCACACUAUUUGGCUAGCCAAGGCAUGAAGGUGUUGCUCAUCGCCCGCAAUGAAGCGAAAUUGAAACGUGUAGCAGAGGAAAUUACGGCCAAACACGGUACGGAGACCAAAAUACUGGUGGCGGAUUUUUCGCAAGGAGAGCAAAUCUAUGAACGGCUUGAGAAGGAACUGAGUACAUUAGAUAUCGGUAUCUUAGUUAAUAAUGUGGGCGUUAUCAACGAAAAGCCGAUACAGCUGGAUCGGAUGGAGAAACGAUUGCUGUGGGAUCUAAUCAAUAUUAACGUCGGGGCCGCAACAAUCCUGUGCAACAUUUCACUGCCAGCAAUGAAAAAGCGCCACCGUGGACUUAUCAUAAACAUUUCUUCCUUAUCAUCGCUCGCUCCGACACCUUAUCUGGCGGUUUAUGCAGCGACGAAGGCUUACAUGACAAGCUUUUCCUUGGCAUUGCGUGAAGAAGUUGCCCCGUACGGGAUAGAAUGUCAAACCGUCUCACCCGGGUACGUGCAUACGAGUAUGACCGAGUACCUAACGCCAACCGAUGGAAAGAAAAACUCUUUCUCAAUACGACUGGUUAAAGUGAGCGAUAUGAUCCGGUACGCCGGGUACUGUAUCUCGAAAGUGGAUCAAACCACCGGUCAUUGGUCACACGGUAUACAGACCGCGACGCUCAAUAUUCUACCAGCUUCACUGAGGCUUCGUGUAUUUACCCGUCUUUAUACACAGCUCUUGCACGAAUAUUCCGAUAAGGAAAAGUAGUUUGCGUGAUUUUUCAAUUUACACCAAACCGUGAGCGUAAUGUUCGUAGACACUAAUUCGCUAACCAAAAACGCAUACAUUGAGGCCACCUGCAUUUUAUAUUACCUAGAAAUAAACGACAAAACUAUUUACUAUCAA